AUGUCUGGAGCGGUAAAUCUCACUGCGAGCUUGCUUUGUAAAUGCCUCAUGCAAGUACCUCGACGAAAGCACUGUACCAAAGUAUCCGCCUGGGCCGUCCCCUCCUACACCUUUUUCCACGUACACAUCAUCAGACGCCAAGACAAACAUUUUUGUGUGUCCAGACUUCCCACAUACCCUGACGACAAGAUGGCGGAUGCGCGCGGGGAGUACUGGUAUUACGAAGAUGGUGUGGAUGCGAACAAGAUCACGGUGCCCGAACUCCGCAGCAUCCUCCUUCGCCACGGCGUCACUUAUCCAUCUUCGGCAAAGAAGCCUAUUCUCGUAGGCCUCUUCAACGACGUCGUCCUGCCCCAAAAAUCCCAAGUUCAGCGGGCGUAUGCGCGGACGAAGCGAUCAACGCGGGGCAUCGUAGACGUACCUUCCAGCUCAGCCAGCACAGUGGAUACAACCGAUGUCGAAGACGAAACACUCGUGGCUCCCGCACCCGCGACUGGUCGAAGAACACUACGAAGAACGGGGCGCGCAACGACGGAGGAGGCAGAUGCGCCUGCACCACGUUCCAAAACACCUUCCCGCACUGUGCCUGCAAAGCAUAGCAGGGCUGCGGAGCCUGAAGUAGAUGAGCGGCCUGCAGCUAGACGCACGCGCAAGAGCGCUACACCUGCUCCACUCCCACUCCCAAAAGAGCCAUCACCUGAACCAGAAGCGUGGCACCGUAACGAUGCGGCGAGCCCUUUUACCCAAGAAAACCCGUUCCAGAGUGGAAGCUCCCCCGCGAUACCAGACACUAUUUCGCGCGAACGUCGAAGGCGAACCACAGGAUAUAGCCAGCAUGAGAGGCGCAAGAGUGAUGUGCACCGCCGACGAACAGUCCAACCCAAGACUGAACAAAUAGACGAUGGUAUCAUGGUGCCUACACGCGGAACAUUCGAUGUCGCCGAUCCCCGUACAAAGCAUGAGGAGGAGGAGGAUACCGCAGACGCUGGGGAAGAGUUUACGCCUGAGGAGCAGCUCGAGCUGGUGCGUGAGCGUGCAAAGGCCGGCGAGGUGGACAUUCUCCCACCAAGAAAAAGACAGAAGAAAAACAAGGCUACUGGUACCAUCAAAGCGAUGGCAGGAACUAUCCUCCUUACUGCUACAGCGGCCUUUGCUGGCGUUUGGCGACAAGAGAAGAUCAAUGUUGGUUUCUGCGGUAUUGGGCGAGAGGCUACUGCACUUGCUGGUGUAGAGAUACCGAGCUGGGCCGAUCAAAUCCUCCCGCAGUGUGAGCCUUGCCCACCACAUGCCCAGUGCUAUCGAGGCUUGAAUGUCCGAUGUGAUCCCGAUUUCAUCAAGAAGGACCAUCCACUGUCACUUGGUGGCCUGGUGCCUCUUCCACCGACAUGCGAGCCGGAUAGCGAGAAGACUCGUAAAGUAAACGGCAUUGCCAACAGGGCCGUGGAGGUCCUUCGCCAACGCAAGGCACAGUACGAAUGUGGUGAGCCUGACGCAGAAGGACAUCCCGUAGAAAGCCCUGAGGUCAGCGAAGUUGACCUAAAGGAGCAAAUGGCUGCACAAAAAAGCAAGAGCUUGACGGAUCAAGAGUUUAGCGAUUUAUUUGACAGGGCUUUUCCUGAGCUUCUGAUGCGUGAAGAGGUAGUGCAAACUACUGAUGAAACAACCGGCAAACGACGUCUUGCAUCAACCUCUCUCGCAAAGCUCUCCCUCUCCUGUAGCGUCCGAAGAUCCCUCCGACAGUCUUUUGAACGACAUCUUCUCCAGAUUGUAAUGUUCUUCCUAGUGAUUGCUACGGGCUUAUACGGAAAAUACUCAUAUACAAGCAAUCGAGCAAUGGAAAUCCGCGCAAAGCAGCUAGCCAGCGACGCUUACGACAGACUGCAAGACCAAGCUGCACUCAGCUACCAAGCGCCCGGUGUAGAAAAGGGCAUUAGCAUGACACAGCUUCGGGACGACGUCUUACGCACUGAGUUCAAUGCGUCCCGGCGGCAGAAACUGUGGAAAAGAGUCCAGGCGAAAGUUGAGAAGAAUAGCAACGUCCGUGCGGGUGUCCGCACAACAGCCAAUGGUGACGUUGCUCGAAUGUGGGAGUGGGUCGGCCCUGUGAGGCGACUCGAGGAUGGUCGAAGUAGUGGUGCCCGAGAUAGCGGGCGCUUCAGUCUUGGUAUGGGCAGCAGCCCGCCAUCUGCUUCAAAAGAUGUGAAGGAUGUGAAGGAUGUUCAGAAAUGGGAAGAGGGCCGUCCUGUCUACUAGGAUUGCAUUUGUGGAUUUCUUUUGUUCUUCAGAAUGACUUCAUAAGUUGGUUAUGACAAUCAAGAGAAGAUGGACGGGGAAACAUUUUCAUUGGAUUUGCUGCGCAUGAU
Bipolaris maydis ATCC 48331 is the source of this 2363-nucleotide messenger RNA. Its product is annotated as Man1-Src1p-C-terminal domain-containing protein. Gene Ontology annotation, molecular function: chromatin binding. The record is from RefSeq and is a predicted model, not a curated record. Gene Ontology annotation, cellular component: nuclear inner membrane. NCBI's taxonomy places the organism in Eukaryota, Fungi, Ascomycota, Dothideomycetes, Pleosporales, Pleosporaceae.